Molecule: messenger RNA, 2220 nt
Organism: Rana temporaria (common frog)
Lineage: Eukaryota; Metazoa; Chordata; Amphibia; Anura; Ranidae
Product: protein diaphanous homolog 3-like
Exons: 15
Coding region: 176-2218 (680 amino acids)
Source: RefSeq, a predicted model, not a curated record
GGGAGCGCGAUGUGUCAGUCUGCAGGUGAGGAGAGUCAGGUGUGUGUUCUCCUUCCACUACAGAGAGGACAACAAGGAAGUUUCAUCUCUACAAGGAAGUGAGCGAGCCGAGGGGCGACCCAGCCUGGGAGGUGUCACCGGCCAGAUCCGCACUCCCAGAUUUCCCACCGGGGUCAUGGCCUGGACCGCUCAGCAAGACCAGGUCAGCCAGGAGAAGCUCCUGAUGAUCCUGAAGAAAGUCAAAAAUAAAGAGAUAGGUAUUGACGAAGCACUCAUGUUGGCCAAUGACAAUAAGGACCCGGCCGAUCGCAAAGCGCCGCCGCUGCAAAACUUCACCGUCUACAAGUACAGGUACAGGUGGCAGAAGAGGAUCUUGCAGAUUGAUUCCUACAGCGAGACAAUAUUCAACAUCGAAAAGGGCAACCUCAAGAAGCAGUUUCCAUUCUCACAGGUGAAGACCUGCGAGGACCUGGAGGGCCUGAGGUUUGUCAUCGAGUUCCACGGCCACCCAAAAUAUGAGCUUGAAGCUGCCAGCGCAGAGGACAAACACAAGAUCCUCGGGAUUAUGAAUGCAAUUCUGCAAGCACAGAGGAAUGGUAACACAUCUAUUAUAAAGUCAUUCAUCAAGAAGAACGAAUAUUCCGAUGUCAUCCUUGAUGGACUGUUGGAGCUUUAUGAUGAUCCAACCGCCAGAUGGGUGAAAUACCUGGUGCAGGUAAAGCGGGAAGAACUCGUAUUUUAUUGCUCGCAGCAGCUGGAGCCGCAGAAAAUCAGCGUCAGCCUAUCAGAAUGUUUUGUGACCGCUGGAACCCAAACUGCCUCAGCCACCUUCAGCAUAGACAGCAAGGCCAACAAGUACAUAUUUCGCAUACCUAUUAACGAACACAACAGAGACCUGGAAAAAAGCCUAACAAUGAGGGACGACUGGGUGUCCCUUCUCCAGGAACAAUGUGGGCAGAGCGGGCGGAGUCCUUCUCCCCAGAAUAACCUGUAUGAGGCUUUACACUUCCCGCGUGACCAAUUAGAGCCGCCGCCUAGCCCACAAGACUCCGCCUCCAAGGGAAAGGUGCAAAAUCCUACUGAGCCUUAUAAAGACCCAAAACCGAUUCUGAUCCUUUCGGAUGAUACAAGCCAAGUGAAGGAACCACUGAAGAACGGAAAUGGCUUUCCAGAAAGUCCAAUAUCGAUGGGACCUUCACAUUACCCCCCUCCACAUAUCCUUCCCCCGCCUUUACCUAGCCGACGCCAGAACAUGCCAAAGCGGACCAAAGCAUUUCACUGGACCGUGGUGCCGCAGGACAAGAUCAGUAAAUCUAUGUGGGCCCAGAACUUAAUUCAGAAGAAAAUCGAUGACCAGAGGAUCCUGCACCAGUUCCACAGCGGUGACGUGUCGUCCGCCCCGGAGUCAGACAUCUCAAAGAAUCAGAACAUUCUUCUCGAUAAGAAAAUUGCUCAUAAUUUUGGUAUAGUUCUAAAAAGCUUCCACUUGGAUCCCGAGCAACUGAAAGAGAAAUUGUUAAUUAUUCAAGAGCGUGAUGGCGGAUUGUCGGAUGAACAUCUGACUAAUCUCAGAAGAUAUGUCCCCACAGCAAAAGAUAUCAACAUGUAUAAAAACUACAAGGGACCUUUAUCUGAACUGCAUAUUGUGGACCAGUUCAUGCUGCAGAUGUGUAAGAUUCCUGAUUUGUGCCCAAGACUCGACACUCUGCUUACAAUACGAGAGCUACCCGGCAUUAUGAAAUAUCUGCAACCGUUACUUUUGCAGAAAGUUAAAGCAUGUAGCCAGCUGCUGAGCAGCCAAGCAUUUCCGGUGGUGCUGGCCUACGUCUUGGCGUUGGGCAACUUCUUGAACGAGAAUGCCGGCAAGGAAAAGGCCAGAGGCUUCCGGCUCUCCUCCCUCACCAAAAUGGCCCAUCUCGCUAGUAAAGAGAAGAGGUUCACCUUGAUGCAUGCCCUUGUGGAGCAGAUCCUGUUACAAGAGCCUGAUCUGGCGAAAUUUUUCCAGGAGUUGACAGAAUUUGAAGCCGUUCCUGGUGCUUCCGUCAAAGGUCUCAACGCUGAGGUAGACGUUUUAUCCCAGCAGUUGGAGACGGUAUAUCAGUACCGGAAGUCAUUUAAGGCCAAACACAACAAAGCUUCAGCGAGCGAGGAACGAUUUUUAAAAGACCUGAAGGUAUUGCCGUGCAGAAUAGUCAGUUAUUUUACAAGAGCUUACUAACG